GGACGGACGGGCAUGGUCGGCUGAGGGAGGCGGUGGCGGCGGCAGCGGCAGCGGUAGCGGCAGAGGAGGGCAUGUCCCUUGCGGGAACCCCAACCCCCUGAGUCGCCCGCAAGGGGGUCCCCCCUCUGUCCCCUCCCUCUCCAGGCGCCAUGGACAAGCUGCCGCCGUCCAUGCGCAAGCGGCUCUACAGCCUCCCGCAGCAGGUGGGACCCAAGGCUUGGAUCAUGGACGAAGAGGAGGACGAGGAGGAAAGUGACAAGGACACCCGCAGGAAGAGCAUCCGCCUCCGGCCCCUGCCCUCGCCCUCCGCGGCUGCGGGCGGCGGGGAGCCCCGAAGCGCGGCCCCAGGCAUCAUGGAGACCGAGGUGGGCAGCCGCGGCGGCGGCGGGGGCAGCGCGGCCAAGUCCAGCACCAACGGGGACUGUCGGCGCUUCCGAGGUAGCCUGUCUUCGCUGACCAGCCGAGGCGGCGGCGGCAGCGGUGGCGGCGGUGGCGGCACCAGCGCCAGCAGCGGCGGCGGCGGCGGGAGCGGCCACCUGCGAGACUCGGCGGAGGAGAAGCGCCUCAUCGGUGAGGGCGAUGCGUCCCCCUGCGAAGACAAGAGCCCCCCGGGCCUGGACGGGGAGCCGGAGCCCCCCGAGCCCCUCGGGCAGUCCCCGAUGCCCUCCUCCUCUGCCGAGCAGCCCUCCGGCUCCUCUGCCACCUGCAUCAAAGUGGAAGGAGGGGCGGGGGGCGACCAGAUCGUCCCUGACGAUGAGGCGAGGCUGGGCCAGGCGGGCUUCAUGCAGCGCCAGUUUGGAGCUAUGCUCCAGCCAGGGGUCAACAAAUUCUCCUUGAGGAUGUUCGGCAGCCAGAAGGCCGUAGAGCGCGAGCAAGAAAGGGUUAAAUCGGCCGGUUUUUGGAUUAUCCAUCCUUACAGUGACUUCAGGUUUUACUGGGACCUGACCAUGUUGCUCCUGAUGGUGGGGAACCUGAUUAUCAUCCCCGUGGGCAUCACCUUCUUCAAGGAUGAGAACACAACACCCUGGAUUGUCUUCAAUGUGGUCUCGGACACGUUCUUCCUCAUUGACCUUGUCCUCAACUUCCGGACAGGCAUUGUUGUUGAGGACAACACGGAGAUAAUACUGGACCCUCAGAGGAUCAAAAUGAAAUACCUGAAGAGUUGGUUUGUGGUGGACUUCAUCUCCUCCAUCCCUGUGGACUACAUUUUCCUCAUCGUGGAGACACGCAUAGACUCUGAGUUCUAUAAGACAGCUCGGGCUCUGCGCAUUGUCCGAUUCACUAAGAUCCUGAGCCUCCUUCGCCUCUUGCGCCUCUCCCGCCUCAUUCGCUACAUCCACCAGUGGGAAGAGAUCUUCCACAUGACCUAUGACCUGGCCAGCGCUGUCGUCCGGAUAGUGAACCUCAUUGGGAUGAUGCUUCUGCUUUGUCACUGGGACGGCUGCCUCCAGUUCCUGGUGCCCAUGCUGCAGGACUUUCCGGGGGACUGCUGGGUGUCCCUCAACCGCAUGGUGAACGACUCGUGGGGGAAGCAGUACUCUUAUGCUUUGUUCAAGGCCAUGAGCCACAUGCUCUGUAUAGGUUAUGGAAAGCAGGCACCAGUGGGCAUGUCGGACGUCUGGCUCACCAUGCUUAGCAUGAUUGUGGGUGCCACCUGCUAUGCUAUGUUCAUCGGUCACGCCACGGCCCUCAUCCAGUCGCUGGACUCCUCGAGGCGCCAGUACCAGGAGAAGUACAAGCAAGUGGAACAGUACAUGUCCUUCCACAAACUCCCACCUGACACCCGGCAGCGCAUCCAUGACUACUAUGAGCACCGCUACCAGGGCAAGAUGUUUGAUGAGGAGAGCAUCCUGGGCGAGCUGAGUGAGCCACUACGGGAGGAGAUCAUCAACUUUAACUGUCGAAAGCUGGUGGCCUCCAUGCCCCUGUUUGCCAAUGCGGACCCCAACUUUGUGACGUCGAUGCUGACGAAGCUGCGGUUCGAGGUUUUCCAGCCAGGUGACUACAUCAUCCGGGAAGGCACCAUCGGCAAGAAGAUGUACUUCAUUCAGCAUGGCGUGGUCAGCGUCCUCACCAAGGGUAAUAAAGAGACCAAGCUGGCAGAUGGCUCCUACUUUGGAGAGAUAUGCCUGCUAACGAGAGGGCGGCGCACAGCCAGUGUCCGUGCUGAUACCUACUGCCGCUUGUAUUCACUGUCUGUGGACAACUUCAAUGAGGUUCUGGAGGAAUAUCCCAUGAUGCGUCGGGCUUUUGAGACUGUGGCUUUGGAUCGGUUGGACCGCAUUGGCAAGAAAAACUCCAUCCUUCUGCACAAAGUCCAGCAUGACCUGAACUCAGGAGUCUUCAACUACCAGGAGAAUGAGAUCAUCCAACAGAUUGUGCAGCAUGACCGAGAAAUGGCGCACUGUGCACACCACGUCCAGUCCGCUGCGGCCUCUACACCCACACCAGUCAUCUGGACCCCCCUAAUCCAGGCCCCGCUACAGGCAGCUGCUGCCACCACCUCUGUGGCCAUUGCUCUCACCCACCACCCCCGCCUCCCUGCCGCCAUCUUCCGGCCCCCAACAGGCGCCAGCUCUGGGCUGGGCUCUCUGGGUCCUGGUCAGACUCCGAGGCACCUGAAGCGUCUCCACUCCCUGAUCCCGUCUGCUCUGGGUUCCCCAGCCAGCACCCCAUCCCAGCUAGACACGCCGUCCUCGUCCUCCUUCCACAUCCAGCAGUUGGCUGGCUUCUCCGCCCCGGCAGGCCUCGGCCCCUUCUCUUCAGCUAGCUCUCCACCUGCUGGUCCUGGACCGCCACCUCCGGGAGCCUGCGGCUCCCCACUUGAGACCGCCUCGGCAGCACCCACCACCCCAGCCGCCACUGGCUUUGGCCACUUCCAGAAGGCUUCGGGCGGCUCCCUGUCCUCCUCUGAUUCACCCCUGCUCACCCCACUCCCCAGCCGCACCCGGUCCCCUCCAGGUGCUCAGGGGCAGCCCCUGGCUGGGGCCACGGGGGGCCUGGGGCUCCUAGAACACUUCUUGCCACCUCCAGCCUCUUCUGGCUCCCCAUCCUCGAGCCCAGGUCAGCUGGUUCAGCCACCUGGAGCCUCUUCCCCAGCCUCUGUCCCACCAAGUGCAUUAGGGAUGUCACCGAUGCAGCCGGAGAGGCUGCCCUUUGCCAUGGGGGCCUCCGGAGGGGUGUCCUCUAUGGCCUUCACACCCAGAGGCCUCAGCCCUCCCAGUCAGAGCCCAGGCCCAGGGAGAACUUUUCAAUGUGCCCCACCCCGGGCAUCAGGUUCCCACGGCUCCCUGCUUCUGCCCCCUGCCUCCAGCCCCCCACCACAGAUCCCCCAGCGCCGGGGCACCCCACCUCUCGCCCCGGGCCGCCUCACACAGGACCUCAAGCUCAUCUCAGCCUCUCAACCAGCCCUCCCUCAGGAUGGGGCUCAGACGCUGCUCCGGGGCUCCCCUCACUCCUCAGGGGAGUCCGUGGCUGCCUUCCCGCCUUUCCGGGGUGGGGGCGGGGGUUUGAUACCCCUUGGAAGGCCCUUUGGCACAGGCCCGGCCCAGAGGGUCACCUUGCCUCGGCAGACAUCCUCAGGUUCUUUGCCCCCACCCCCACCAUUGUUUGGGGCUGAAGCUGCCUCUACGGGGGGACCCUCCCUGACUGCCGCCCCCCGGGGCCGAGAAUCCACAGGACUGGUGGGUGCCCCAGAGCCACCUGUCCGCUCCAAACUGCCUUCUAAUCUAUGAACUUGGGCUCUUACUCUUACCCCUAAACUUUCUUUUAUGUUUUCCUUCUGGUUUAACUGUGAUUAGGAAAAUAACAAUAACAGUAAUCAUUAUAAUAACCCCCCUGACACACACACACACACACACACACCAGCCCAGGACAGGAGAACACCAGGCAUUCCUAGAGCUGUAGAUUUGGGGGGUCACUUGCUUUUAUAGAUUCUUUUACCACUUGAGGAAAGGGGGGAGGGAGGGGCUGAAAGCCCCAGAGGGAGGGAUUGGGCGGGGAGUCAGAUAUGU
Dromiciops gliroides (monito del monte) is the source of this 4013-nucleotide messenger RNA. It is a transcript of the gene HCN4, whose product is annotated as hyperpolarization activated cyclic nucleotide gated potassium channel 4. The transcript has 8 exons. Gene Ontology annotation, biological process: potassium ion transport; transmembrane transport. Gene Ontology annotation, cellular component: membrane. The coding region runs from base 150 to 3734 and encodes 1194 amino acids. Lineage: Eukaryota; Metazoa; Chordata; Mammalia; Microbiotheria; Microbiotheriidae. Gene Ontology annotation, molecular function: voltage-gated potassium channel activity. The record is from RefSeq and is a predicted model, not a curated record.